Pecten maximus is the source of this 2598-nucleotide messenger RNA. Its product is annotated as leukocyte surface antigen CD53-like. The record is from RefSeq and is a predicted model, not a curated record. The transcript has 9 exons. Bases 502 to 1335 code for a protein of 277 amino acids. Gene Ontology annotation, cellular component: membrane. Lineage: Eukaryota; Metazoa; Mollusca; Bivalvia; Pectinida; Pectinidae.
UCUUUAGAUAAGUGUACAUUUACAUAAAAUACGUACACUUACAACAGCAUCCCCAGUGUCAAAUCAAACACACGACUAGCGAUAAAUUACUAAAACUCGCUCGCUCUAAUCACCGUGAUAUUUAGACUGGACCCCACGCCAGCAGAAGCUGCCAUAUUUUCCUAACAGCUGUACACUGCAUCUCUAUGGCGCAGAUCAGCCCCACUUUGUAACAUUUUGGCGUUGUCAUGGUAACUGAUGACGAUGGUGUAGACUUUUUAUCGUUUUUGAGAGCUGGAUACAUUCAGCCUCCACUUCGGAUCCUAGCGGACUAGGUGCCCUCGCGUGCGGCUACGGAUCGUGGAUGAGUGACUUUAUUACUCAUGUGUGUAGUUUAACACGUGUGUCACACUGUAGGAGGCACACACACAACUUUCCAACUGGACCACUGGAUAUAUACUGGACAGUCCGUAACUACGACCAGACAACUCUAUACCGUGAAUAACCGCAUUCUCCGUAAACAUGGCGGUGGACGGUUGUGGGAAGUUUCUGAAGUAUUCCAUGUUCUUAUUUAACAUCGUCAUCGUAAUCGCGGGGUGUUGUUUAGUGGGGUUUGGUGUAUAUACCAAGACAAACCAUGUUGGAAUCACACGGGUAUCAUCUGUUCUUGGCGGGAACCUCGUUGUGACUCUCUCCCUUCUCCUCAUCAUCGCCGGGGCCAUUGUCAUCUUGCUUUCCUUCCUCGGAUGCUGUGGUGCUAUCAAGGAGGUCCGAUGUAUGCUAGUUACCUUUUUCGUGCUCCUCUUUAUGAUGUUUGUGGGUUUCGUGGUAAGCGCUGUGCUGGUUUAUGCAUUCCGGGAAAAGAUAGAGGAGUAUACCCUCAAACACUUGCGAGGCUCACUGCUCACCGACUACGGGAUCGAACCCGAGGUCACAGAGGCUUGGGACUCAAUGCAACAAAUCUUCAAAUGUUGUGGUGUGGAGGGGGACGUCAACUCGUCUAGCUCGUGGGCCUUCUACAAGCUGCAGUCAGCGUGGUACCAGAACCAACAGAUCCCUAUUCAGUAUGUGCCGGACAGCUGCUGCACUGACCCGACGAGUACCCCCAACAGGACCAUGUGUGUCGGCCAUGCCUUGUAUAUCGCCCCGACGUACGGACCUCCCGUCCCCCCGGAAAAGGCCAACGACCAGCUGUAUGGAAAGGGAUGUUACACACAGCUUGAAGGAUUUUUAUUGCGGAAUGUGAAAAUCUUGCUAGGAGUACUUUCAGGGAUUGCCUUCGUAAUGAUACUAGGGAUGGUGUUUUCCAUCUGUCUAUAUAGACGAAUACAGCCUACUGAUUUCUACUGCGAUUGAUGGAAGUCCAGCCUCGUUUAGGAAACAGAAGUAGAUGAUCCAGGAAGGCCAUCGAUCAAUUCAGUUAUAAUAACCUACUAUAGUAAAUCCGUAAUAUAUCCGGAAAAAAUAUCAAAACAAGGAUUACGCACUCAGAAAUACAUGGAUAAGGAUGUCAAUAUAAUGGUGUAUUGAUCAUCAUGCUAUUGUACUACACUGUUUUCAUCAUUCUACAUAAUCAUAUGACACAUACAUCCCAUAUGACUUGCGUGCGUAAACCCAAGAGGAACAUCGAAAAAACAUAUCAACAGAUAAUGUCCUUUUUCUGUUGUGCACAUACAAAUGUAAACAGUAAAACUCGAGGUGUGCGGAACAGCAUCGCUAAAUGUGCCUUGUCCGAAUUAAGCAUAUAGUGUUGACUACAUACAAAUGAUGAUUUAUUUUUGGUUUAAGAAAUACUGAUUUACCACAUUAUCGCUCGUUAUACAGCAGCGUCACAGAGGAGCAAUUUUGUUUAGUGCGUAAGACACCAUGUCAAACUGUAGUUUGAAUACUAAAAUAUUACUUUAUACAGAAAGACAGAAAUGUUCCAAACAAAGGGAAUGGUCGAAUAGUCUUUGUAUGUAUAGAUAUGUCUACUGUUGAUUAGUUAUGACAUUAAUUGAACAAACAACCAAGUCCUAUCCAUAGUCCUUGCGUAGUACGGGAGAUAACUUCAUAUAAAUUAAAAAAAAAUCCGUUAGCUCCGACUUCUUGCCUUCCGAAGAUUUUUAUCAGAAGGGAACAACUGUAAACUUUAGACAUUUUAGCAGUAUUCUUACUUUAGCGCUUUUCGAUAAAUUACGAUAGCGCUAAUUGCAGAUUCUGUACGUUGUUUUCUAAGGCAGUAUUGCUGACUCCCCGUUCAUCAUUGCGCUAAUCUGUUAAAAUUUAGUUAUUCGCUAAUAUUUUAGUGUUUUGUUUUCCUUGUAUAAUAAGUAAUGCUAUGACAAACAUAAUGAUAUGCAUUAAGGCCAUACUUUACGAAAUUAUUUAAUAUGUUGAGAUAUAUAUAUCUUCUUCUAGGGAAUCGUAACUGCUUCUGUUUUGAGUGUUAACAAAUUAUUGAGAACCAAUUGUUGAUUGUUCUGUAUGAAAUACGAUUGUACCUCGUGAAGUAAUUGGUUUGAUUUGAUGUAAGUAUCGCAUAUUUAAGCAUUGAUGUCCUUUUUUUUUUAGUUUCAUCGGGGUAUGAAACAAAUUUUGUUUGCAAACUUCUGUAAGAAUCCGCGUAAAAGCCUAAAA